Arabidopsis arenosa is the source of this 878-nucleotide messenger RNA. The record is from the annotation of a GenBank genome assembly. NCBI's taxonomy places the organism in Eukaryota, Viridiplantae, Streptophyta, Magnoliopsida, Brassicales, Brassicaceae.
AGAAAUUUGAUACUCGGCCAGAGACGUAUGCCCCAUCGCCAUCUCGGAAGAAUCAGUGGGAGACUCUGAAUUUUCAAAACAAUUUAAGCUCCUUGAUGCUAAAACAUAUAAAGCCAUUUUUCUAUAGACUUUACGUUAAUUUUACAUUGUGAGAACUGUUUGUCCAUUAGUGGUCGGAAAUCGAAUGGAUCAGAGAAAAGGUGAUCCAAGAAUAUACAUUGUCACUUUUCUCUUCCUUUCAUGUAUCCUCAUAGGAGGAGUCCUUUUAGGACUUUACCUGGUCCGUUCUGAUCCGAACCCUCUGUUUUUACAAGCGGGUAUGGUCUUUGUUGGUGUCCCUUGGCUCUUUUGGUUCUUGGCUUACGUUUACUCCUGCGUCCUCAAACCUUGCAUCAUCUUUGUUAGCAAGAGCAGCAUCUUUGUUAGCAAGAGCGUUACCAGUUUCGAUCCGGAGAAAGGCGAUCCGGAGAAGAACGUCAACAACAAGGUUCCCGAAAACGUCACGUCAACUUCGGAUCCUGCGCCGAGGAAUUCACCGAGGGAAGGUGAGAAGCAUGUGCAAUUCGGGAAUGUGGUCGUUCUUGGGGAUGAAGAAGGAAAAGAGGAAGAUCAAAACGAGAGUAGUUCUAAUAAUCUUAUUCAGGAUCAUAUGCGAAUCCAAGAAGAAGAAGAUCAAGAAAAUCAAGAAAAUGUUAGAUCGAAUUCAAGAAGCGAUGAUGAUGAGAGUAGUGUCGAUAAGGACUGCGAUAGGACGCCAUUGAGAUUAUCGAUCGGAAACAAAUGAUCUGAGACCGGAUGAUCGAUGUUUAGUGCGCGGAUCACGACCUGAUCUUUUUUUUCAGGUUGUAAACAAGAUUGAACAAAGAGAGAGGCUGUGA